Messenger RNA from Bathycoccus prasinos, 1050 nucleotides. Its product is annotated as mitochondrial carrier family. Gene Ontology annotation, biological process: mitochondrial transport; carnitine transmembrane transport. Lineage: Eukaryota; Viridiplantae; Chlorophyta; Mamiellophyceae; Mamiellales; Bathycoccaceae. The record is from RefSeq and is a predicted model, not a curated record. Gene Ontology annotation, molecular function: O-acyl-L-carnitine transmembrane transporter activity. Gene Ontology annotation, cellular component: mitochondrial envelope. Bases 1 to 1050 code for a protein of 349 amino acids. The transcript has a single exon.
AUGACCGCCGAACAAUCGCAUCAACGAGAACAAACGAGAGAGUUCUUCGUGGAUGCCAUCGCCGGGUGGGUCGCCGGUGCCAGUUCCACCGUUUGCGUGCAACCGGUGGAUACGAUUUUGACGAGGGUACAAAGCGCGUCGAUUCCAUCAUCGUUCGCGGCGGCGGCGGCGAAUACGACUACUACUUCCACGUCAUCAUCUUUAUCGUCGAGAGGAGGAAGCGCAGUAGGUACGGGAACGACUCGAAACGUGCUCCAAUCUGUCUUUCGAGACGGUGGGUACAAAGCGUUCUUUCGAGGUCUCCCGGCGGCGACGAUGGUGAUUCCGUUGCAAAAUAUGCUCCUCUUUGUAGGGUACGGCGUCGGCGAGCGAUGGAGCAAAACAUCGAUGGAUAAGAACAACGAGAACAAAAGCGAGAACAAUAAAAUGAACAGAACGCACGACGGUUUAAUGCCCGUGUUUGUGGGCGGCGUGUGCGGCGGGAUCGUCCAAUCGUUCGUCGUGGCGCCGUUUGAAUUGUUGAAAGUGAACCAACAAGUUCGAGGCGGGUCGGCCAAGGCGGUCGCGGAGAGGUUGUUGACUGGGAAUAGCACCACGCGCAAUCACGCGGCUUCGGUAGCGUUUAGAGGUUUAGGGUCCACGUUGUUGAGAGAUGGAGUACCGCACGGGGUGUGGUUCGCGUCGUACGAAUAUUUCAAGAGAAAAUGUUUAGAGCGACACCGGGGAGAAGACCAACGACACCUUACGCGAGAAGAAGGAGAAGAAGAAGAAGGAGGAGAAGAAAAGAAACUUUCGUCGAUAGAAGCGAUGUCGUGCGGCGCGUCCGCGGGUGCCGUCGCGUGGGCGGUCGGAUACCCUUUCGAUACGAUUAAAACGCACAUUCAAGCGAAUUCCUCGAACGCGUACAAACCAAACAUUUGGGAGGCGUUUUCGCACUUGCGAAGAACGAAUACGCUAUAUAAAGGCUUCGGAUUGAAACUGUUGAGAGCGGUCCCAGCGUCUGCUAUUUGCUUCGUAUCCUACGAGGAGUGUCGUAAACUCAUGGAUUAA